Helianthus annuus (common sunflower) is the source of this 1436-nucleotide messenger RNA. RefSeq lists its product as uncharacterized. Gene Ontology annotation, cellular component: cytoplasm. The record is from RefSeq and is a predicted model, not a curated record. Lineage: Eukaryota; Viridiplantae; Streptophyta; Magnoliopsida; Asterales; Asteraceae. The coding region runs from base 214 to 1191 and encodes 325 amino acids. Gene Ontology annotation, molecular function: mRNA binding. The transcript has 7 exons.
AAUUCAAAGUACCAAAACAGCCAACUUCCAAAACUACCGGGUCAAACAAACCCUUUCCAAAACCCACCAUCACCCCUCAAAACCCCACUCUUUUACGCCGACGACAAUGCGGCAAACCUGAAACCUUCUCCGGCGAGAACUCCCCCUCCGGCACCGGAACUUUACAUCGCCACCGGCAACAUACACAGACAAUUACAUAUUCAGGCAACCGGAAUGGGAGGAGGUGAAGGAAAAGAAGGCGAUUGGGAGUGCAGUGGUUGCGGAAACCGAAACUACGCGUUUAGAUCGUUCUGUAACAGGUGCAAGCAGCCUCGAUUGCUCGUUGAUUCCAAAACUCCUGCCGAUUCCAAAUGGCUACCGAGAAUUGGCGAUUGGAUCUGUACCGGCUGCACUAACAACAAUUAUGCCUCACGAGAAAAGUGCAAAAAGUGUGGACGACCAAAGGAGAUAGCGGCUAUGCCAGCACUGGCAAUCCCCGGGGCUUCUCUGCAAACUCAUCCGCAUUAUUUUGCCAGGGUACAAGGUGUACAACAUCAAAGGUUGAAUCUUGGAUCACUUGGAAACGGAGCUCUUCAGCAUCCCCUGCCUUUGAGCCCUAAUUGGCUUUUAGGAGGCCCGGAUAAAUUUGGAGGUCAACCUGCUUCUACCUGGCCUCUGGGUCCCACGAAUACAGUCCCGUAUGCGAACCAAGUCAACCAGGCUAUUGUCCCAAAAGGAUGGCGCAAUGGUGACUGGAUCUGUACCUGUGGUUUCCACAAUUAUUCUUCUCGAGCAGAGUGCAAAAAAUGCAAUGCUUCUAUGCCUCCAGCGUUGGGAACGAAACGAUUAGCAUCUGAAGAUCCCGUUCAAGAUUGGGAUAACAAGCGACUGAAUGCCGGUCAGGCUUAUCCACCACCUGGGCAGAUAUCAAGUUCAUCAUAUAUAACACCUUUUUCGAUGGCGAGUUCUGCUGCGAAUCAAACAGCUGGUCUCUUUCAGCUUUAUCCUGAUGGAACCUCACCGUCAGUGCAACAUUCACAACUCAACCUGCAAUUGCCUCAGAUCAUGACUAUGCCAACACUUCCUGGAAAAGGGGCAAAGCAAUGGCGUGAUGGAGACUGGAUGUGCACUAAUUGUGACAAUCACAAUUAUGCAUCUCGAUCUCACUGCAAUAAGUGUAAUACACAAAGGGAAGCUGUAAGUGUUGCGUAAUUGCAGCAAAGGAGGAGGGGUAUAUGUGGAAUUAAAGGUAGGUGUUAAAGUGUGGUCUGUAUCGGUUGGACUUAUAUUCUGUCAACAUGAUUACUUAUUGUUGUAUAUCCACCAGUACUAGUCGUUUUCUAGUUCAUACUUGAUGCUUAAAAUGACUAUUACUAAUAAGCUUAAUCAUCCAGUUAUGCGCAGUUUUUUUUGUAAUAUACAAGGUUACAUUAUUGGUAUCUUUCUCAUUUCUUUUA